Molecule: messenger RNA, 1459 nt
Organism: Botrytis deweyae
Lineage: Eukaryota; Fungi; Ascomycota; Leotiomycetes; Helotiales; Sclerotiniaceae
Exons: 5
Coding region: 726-1352 (208 amino acids)
Source: RefSeq, a predicted model, not a curated record
GAUCCAAUAUGCGUGACAAUCCUGCGCCACAUCGACUCAAGCUACAGCCACAAUGACAUCACAUGUAGAUCCUCAACGCAUCCAUGGAUGCCAGAUGAACGCAAGGUCAAAUCCGAGUCCAGACUCAAUGUAUCGAUAUCGAAACUGUUUGAGAUAGAAAUGGAUCUAUUUCUAGCCAAAAGGGGUCAAUUGAAAUAACACACUAACCACCCAAAGAUACCGCCUCUCUUGUAUAUCCGCCCUCGGUAACGCGGAUUAAGCUAGAUUUCCCGGACCGCUCCCUAACCUCUUCCCGUUCCUAUUCCGCUGUGCACACAAGACUUGAAUUCUUCACCCGUCCAUCCUUCAAUCUAGGUAAACCCCUUGCAACCCAUACCCACAAAUCCACGUGUACGUCCAUCCGAUGAACCUCGAUCUCCCACGGUCGGGCAGGCAUGGCAAUCUCAAGAAAUCGAUUAGUCAAGCAAUGCGAUUGUGAUGACGUAUUGAGAUUUCCGAUCCCAUGUCAUGUCAUGAUAUGAUGUUGAUCCCCUCAACCGAUCAAUGCUUAAAGCGGGGUAGUUCCCAUAGCACCCGUUACCCUGUUUAUAUCAACAUAUACCUACUUUCUGCCUUUUCUACUACAAUUAAACCUUUAGUCAAGAAAACAAGCUCUACAAGCAAAACCCCAAUACCAAUCCUCAUACCCAAUCCCCAAACACAACUUCACCACCAUCCACGCAAAAAUGUCUUUCAGCAACGCAGAUACCGGUUCCAAGGAUGCCGAUCCAUAUAAGGCCAAGAACAUCGAUACUCCUACUUUGAAAGAAAAGGUUGAGGAUUUAAAUGACUUUAUCGAUGCGUGCAAAUUCGGUAUGAUGACUACGAGAGAUGGAAAGACGGGCGCGUUGGUGAGCAGAUGUAUGGCUGUUGCUGCAAAGGAAAAUGGAGGAACCACUCUUCUCUUCCACACCAAUACCGAAUCUGGAAAGACCGAUGAUUUAGCUACCGAUUCCCACAUCAACAUUUCAUUCUUGAAUUCCUCUGGCGAAUGGGCUUCUGUUUCCGGUAUGUCCACCAUCGAAACCGACCGCGAAACCGUCAAGAAAUACUACUCCCCCGCCCUCAAAGCCUGGCUCGGCGAUCUCGGCGACGGAACCCACGAUGGCGGUCCCAACGAUCCCCGUAUCGGGGUUAUCAAGGUCGAGGCCAAGACAGCUACAUAUGCCGUUGUGCGCAAGAGUAUGCUGGCGCGCGGGGCUGAGAUGGCACAGGGAGUGAUUACGGGUAAGGCGGCGAGUGUGAAUAAGUUGAGGGAAAUUAGUGAGAGUGAGAUUCAGACUUGGAGGACUAGCCAGGGAAUGGUGCAGUAGAUGUGGUUGGAGAUGUGUUAUCUGUUCCUAUGGUUAGGGCUGGGAUGUAUUAUGAAUAAUGCUAUCAAUUAAUUAAUCAAUUGCAAUGCGAGGAAGCCUUUUAAAUU